CAUUCGCAUCGAUUAACCGAUCGAUCGCCGCCGAAAGAGAAGGCGACGUCGAGGGUUAUUGUUCUCUGCAACUAUCCAUCUCAAGUCUCAACGUCGUCGUCUGAGUCUUAAACAUUCUACCUCUUAUCAUGGACCUGGACUUGGACGAUAUCGGCAUAGACGGUCCCGGUGAUCCAGGCAUGGCUGCUUCGAGGCCAUCCAGGUUCCUUCCCAAAUCCUCUAAGCUCAAACCUAAACCAAAGGAAGAGCCAGUAUCAUCAGAACCAGAACCUCAACCUUGUACCCCUCUUCCGAAGAAGCAAGAUGAUUCAUCUCCGCUUCCGAAGAAGCAAGAGGAUUCAUCUAUGCCCUCACUUGAUGCCACCGUCAAAUCGGCAUCUGAACCUUCUCCUUCCUCAACCCUCAACAACUUCACUAAAGUGGAGAAGACGGAGGAGCAAGUGGUUGAAGAUGCAAUGGAAGUAGACGGAGAUGAAGAUGCAGUGGUCAGGGAAAUAGACGUCUUCUUUACCCCUCCUCCACUUGAUAACAAUACUCAGUUAUACGUUCUGCAAUAUCCUCUUAGACCUUGUUGGCGUCCGUACGAACUCGAUGAACGAUGUGAACAGGUUAGAGUGAAGCCCAAAAGUUCGCAAAUGGAAGUUGAUUUGUCUCUGAAUGUUGAUGAUAGGAGCAGUUACAACGAUGAUGCUCCUGCCCAAAUGAGAACAAAAAUGCAGACUUUAUCAACUUCAUGGAAGCCACCCGCCACCUCUGGUUAUGCAGUUGGACUUCUGAUGGGAAACAAGUUACACCUCAAUCCUGUUCAUGCAGUUGUGCAGCUUCGACCAUCUAUGGAGCACCUGAAGUCUGGUGGGCCGAAGAAGAAUAAUAUUGUGGAAGCUAAUAUCAAGUUCAAUGAGAAGAAAGAAGAAUCUGCAGGUCCAUCAAAAAAGCAGGGGAAGUUGGCGAGGGCAUCUGAUAAGCAAAACACAGAUGAUGCUGAGUCUUGGGUUUCACUUGAAUACCAUGGCAGAGACAGCAGUUUCUCAAGCAGAUACCGUCAAAAAAUGGCUGCAGAAGAAAGUUAUCUGAUUCCUUUUUCAAUGAGCCCUUAUGACUUUGUCAACUCUUUAUGUCCUGGAACAACUACAGACAGCAACAGAGCAAAAGGUCCUUCAAGAAGGCUCUUGCUUUCCCUGCCACUGGAGGAACGGUUUAAAACAUACCUUUCUGAGGGGCCCGAGGUUCAUCGCUUCACUGCCCUUAAGCACCUUGCUCCUGAUGAGUCAGAUGAAGAUGUUCUACUGGUCCUUCAGAAGCAUGCUUAUCUUGUACAAGGAUUAUGGGUUACAGCAAGUUCAUUGCUUUGUGAAGGAAUAAAAUGUCUUGCUAGGGACUACAUCCUUCUUUUAUUCAGCAAGAAUCCAUUAAUCAGCUACAAACAGCAAGAUGCUUCAGGACUUUCAAAAGAAGUUCUGAGGCGUAUGCUUAAGCCAUUGGCUGUUGAAAGACCUUCCUUUAAGAACUGGAAAUUUAAAGAACCUAUGGAUAUGUCUUUUAUAAAGGGCCAUCCAAAUGCUGUGAGAGAGCAGGAACGACUAUGGGAAAAGCGUGAGAAAAACAUAAUGGUUCAUGUGACAGGUGCUGGGAAAGGUGGGCCUGCAAUGAGAAAUUCAUUUAAGUCAACUAUGACUAAUAGGCCUGGAGCUUCUAGUUCUGAUCAAGGUGCGAAGAGAAGUGUAGAUGGAGCAGUUAGGUCUGAGACAGUGUCCAUGUCUGAUGAAACUCGUGAAGCUCUCCCAAGGGCCCUAGUGGAAGUUUUUCGUAUUCAUAAGGUCUGCAGCUUGCAAUUGAUUCGUGAAGGCUUACGGGAUCUGGCACUUUCAAAAUCUAAUCUUCCAAAGGCUGAUCCAAGGGCUGCAAUUGCUGCUGCAAAAGGUGCAGAUGCCCAUCUACCUGAGCUCCAGACUGUUAUAAGUCAAAUUGCUGUAAAUAUCCAUGGGGUCUAUGUUUUGAAGUCAUCACCAGAUCAUUCAGAUUCCAAUCCAUUGAGGUUUGCUUCUGAUCUCUCUCCUCCCCUCUCCCCCCCCCCCCCCAAAAAAAAAAAAAAAAAAAAAAAAAAAAGGGAACUGCCUUUUGCCUUUAUGCUCAAGAGUGGGUUUUCCCUUUGCAGGAGUGUUAUUAUUAAGCUUUUUUGCGCCAAGGAACCUAAUGCAACCCUGAAGAAGGCUGAUGUUGUUCAUGCUGCCAAAAUCGAUCUUAAGAGGGAUAUCAAAGAUAGUGAAUUUAGUAAGGUUAUCAGUGAAUUAUGUAUUGCUAGAGGUAAUGCAUGGUGCAUGAAAAGUGGCGAUGGAAAGCCUAGAUGACACGACAUCGCUGAUUGACUGUAAAUUCUUUUUCCAGUGGCGUCGGCUCUUCCGUGGACCUCUGGCAAUUUUGUAGAAGUUGUCGCUAACAUAGGGGAAACUGCAGGGUAUAUAUUGGUGCAUUCAUCAACAGUUCCUAAUAAAAGGUUUUUCAGCUUAGUUUGAUCAGAAUUUUCUUAUGGCAAGUUUUGGUUUUAUGCCUUUCAAAUUUAUAAAUGCUGGACUUGUAUAGUAGCAAUGUCCUGAUAAGUGGUUGAUGUGGAAUUAAUGUUGAAAUUAUGUAUAUCUCAAUUUAUUGCUGAUUACACAUGGACCAGUACCGGAUAAACACUGAUAUGUCAAAAA
Molecule: messenger RNA, 2693 nt
Organism: Telopea speciosissima
Lineage: Eukaryota; Viridiplantae; Streptophyta; Magnoliopsida; Proteales; Proteaceae
Product: DNA-directed RNA polymerase III subunit RPC5
Exons: 13
Coding region: 129-2348 (739 amino acids)
Biological process (GO): DNA-templated transcription
Cellular component (GO): nucleus; RNA polymerase III complex
Source: RefSeq, a predicted model, not a curated record